Loxodonta africana (African savanna elephant) is the source of this 1216-nucleotide messenger RNA. RefSeq names its product C-X-C motif chemokine ligand 1 (gene CXCL1). The record is from RefSeq and is a predicted model, not a curated record. Gene Ontology annotation, biological process: defense response; immune response; chemotaxis. Gene Ontology annotation, molecular function: chemokine activity. Bases 231 to 545 code for a protein of 104 amino acids. Lineage: Eukaryota; Metazoa; Chordata; Mammalia; Proboscidea; Elephantidae. The transcript is spliced from 4 exons. Gene Ontology annotation, cellular component: extracellular region.
CCUACUCCACCCCGGGAGGCGGACAGGCUCCUUCCUUCCGCAACCAGAGAACAAAGCAAGAGACCUGGGGAUUUCCCUGGCCCUGGGACACCCAACUUUCCAGCCCCGACCGUGGAUAAAAGCAGUUCGCGGGGCUUGGAGCCGCACAGCCCGAAUCACAGGCAAGCAGCCUUCCUCGAGCCACCUUCUCGCUCCAGGCACCGCCGCCCCGACUCUCCGAGCCGAGCACCAUGGCCCGCACCGCGCUCCCCGCCGCUCCCCGUCUCCUCCGGGUGGCGCUGCUGCUUCUGCUCCUGGUCGCCGCCGGCCGGCGCGCAGCUGGGGCGCCCAUGGGCUCCGAACUGCGCUGCCAGUGCGUGAAGACCGUGCAGGGGAUCCAUCCCAAGAACAUCGCAAGUGUGAAGGUGACGCCCCCGGGACCCCACUGCGCCGAUACCGAAGUCAUAGCCACUCUCAAGAAUGGGCAGGAGGUUUGUCUCAACCCCACAGCCCCCAUGGUUAUCAGACUCAUCGAAAAGAUACUAAACACUGACAGUUCCAACUGACCCUGGGGACAGAAGGAAGCUUAUUGGUGAUUCUUCUGGAAGCAAACCCUGCCCUUCCAGGAACUGAAGACGAAGAAGAGAAACAGUUCUGAGGAUACCUGAUCUGGGCUUCUGUUGCAGCAUCUCUUAUGGCAGUUCUUCUAUUUAUUUAUUUAUUUAUUUUGAGAGCAUCUCUGUUAACACGGUACAUGUAAAAUAAUUAAGGUUGUGGCUAAAUCUAUUUACAUACUUUACUGUUACAUUUAUUGCUCGCUUUAUGUCAAAUCAAAGUAAGUUCAGUCCUGCUUCUUAUUUAAUUUGAAGGUAAAAGGUUUUUGAAUGUUGUCUAGUCAUUAAUAUUUCUGGGGAGCCCACAACAUGCCAUCCACUGUGAUGGAGGCUUGGGGGAACAAGCAAAUAGAUCAUUGUCAAGGUACGGAGGAGAGGUGUGUUUACAAGUCUUUUCUAGUUAGAAGAUCAUUUGUUAUUUAUUGAAACCAUUUUAUGAUAUGUGGUAAACAUCUCUCAUGUUGAAGCUUUAAGAACUACAAUGUUAUAGAUAUGCCUUGGACAUUUUAUGUCUUCUUUGUAAGGCACAAUGCCUUGUUUAGUGUUAAUUAUGCACUGUUUCUGUGUGUCCUAAAUAUUUAUUGAUGUUUUUACAAAUAACAUGAAAAUAAAGUGUUUCAAAA